This is a messenger RNA of Knipowitschia caucasica, 1893 nucleotides long. NCBI's taxonomy places the organism in Eukaryota, Metazoa, Chordata, Actinopteri, Gobiiformes, Gobiidae. The record is from the annotation of a GenBank genome assembly.
AUGACCUAUUCUUUGAGCCUAAACACACCCAACAGAGACGCAGCCAACCCUCGCGCCUCACUCAAACCCGCAGCUCUGAGGCGCGCACAGGCAGACAGCAGCAGCAGCCUCUGGACGGAGCGCACCAAGCCCAGCGCUAUACUGAGACUGAGACUGAGAGGGCGUUUGAACAAGCUGCCCCCACUCAAACACACAGGCUCAUGGGAGCGUCAGAUCAGACUCUCGCUAUCCCCCAGAGACAACUUGGAAGCACCGGCAAACCACGCGCAGCUCCGCACGCUCCACAAGUCGGAGGAGUGUAAAAACUCCAGUCACAAGGACGGCGCUAAGCGAGACGUGUCAAGGGUCACGGAAACCACAGAAGAACAAAAGUGGGGCUUACAGCAACCAGAGGCAGCUAUGGCAUCCAACAGCCUCUUCAGCACAGUGACACCAUGUCAGCAGAACUUCUUUUGGGAUACCAGCGCCAGCCGGAGGUUCAGCCCGCCGUCCAACAGCCUCCAGCCGCUCGCAGGGAAGAUGAACGAUGUGUCUCCUCCAGGGCCCGGGCAGCCAGACUCUGCAGCUGUGCCCAGGCUGCGGCCGCACGAGAAUCGGAGCAUGGCGGAGAUCAUCGCGGACCACCCGGCGGAACUCGUGCGCACGGACAGCCCCAACUUUCUGUGCUCCGUGCUGCCGUCCCACUGGCGCUGCAACAAGACUCUGCCUGUCGCCUUUAAGGUGGUUGCUCUGGGUGACAUUCCAGAUGGCACGGUCGUCACGGUGAUGGCGGGGAAUGACGAGAACUACUCGGCGGAGCUGCGGAACGCGUCCGGUGUGAUGAAGAACCAGGUAGCCCGCUUCAACGACCUGCGCUUCGUGGGACGCAGUGGCCGAGGCAAAAGCUUCACUCUGACCAUCACAGUAUUCACCAACCCACCGCAAGUGGCCACCUAUCAUCGCGCCAUAAAAGUGACCGUGGAUGGCCCACGAGAGCCCAGAAUAUGGCAUCAAACUCCUUCAUCUAUACACCCGAGACAAGCGAGUGACUUCACUCUGCUAAGUUACGGCUCAUGUCUGCGGAGAGGCGAGCCCACCCAAUGGCAUCGUCAGAAGCUGGAAGAUCCUCCCAAAGCCGGCCUGUUCUCGGACCGCCUGAGUGAGCUGGAGAGGAUGAGGGUGCGAGUGUCCGUGCCCACCCAGCCCCCUAGACCCAGCCUCAACCCAGCAGCCAACUCCUUUAACCCCCAGGGGCAGACGCAGAUCACAGACCCUCAUCUGUCCCAGUCCUCUCCUCCCUGGGCCUUUGAACAGCCGUACCCGUCCUACCUGAAUCCCAUGGCGUCCCCCUCCGUGCACUCCACUGCGCCCCUCUCCUCCAGCCGCGCCACGGGCCUGCCCUCCGCCACCGACGGGCCCAGACGGCUGCCAGGCUCCUCCGACCUCAGUCCGUUCUCGGGUCAGUUCGAGCGCCAGUUCCCGAGCCUGUCCACGCUGGCUGACUCGCGCUUCCCCAGCCCCCGCAUGCACUACCCGCCCGGCUUCACCUACACCCCGCCCGUCACCUCCCCCAUGUCCCUGGGCAGCGCACACUACCACACCUACCUGCCCCCGCCUUACCCAGGCUCCACCCAGAACCAGAACGUGCCCUUCCACCAGACCAGCAGCACCCCGUACCUCUACUACGGCACCUCGUCCAGCUCCUACCAGUUCCCCAUGGUCCCGGGCGGAGACAGGUCGCCCUCCCGCAUGAUCCCGCCUUGCACCAGCGCGUCCACGGGCAGCACCCUGGUCAACCCCAAUCUGCCCAGCCAGACUGAGGGAGGCGUGGAGGGGGACGGGAGCCACAGCAACUCCCCCACGGUGCUCAACAAUGGCGGGCGCAUGGAUGAGGCGGUGUGGAGGCCCUAUUGA